Lecanosticta acicola is the source of this 696-nucleotide messenger RNA. The record is from the annotation of a GenBank genome assembly. NCBI's taxonomy places the organism in Eukaryota, Fungi, Ascomycota, Dothideomycetes, Mycosphaerellales, Mycosphaerellaceae.
AUGUCUCUACCGACGCUCCAGGGUCUCCCCGCCGAGAUCAGACUACAAAUCUACUCCUUCCUCUUCGCCGAUACCACCGCGUCACGCAAGAAAUUCCUGAAACAGUAUCCGGUCUCCCGCGAUUACCCGACCAACAUCUCCCGAACUUGCAAGCAGUUGCGCGAUGAGAGCGUUCCGGCUUUCUACAGGAAUGUCAAGGUGUGUUUGGAGAUUGGAGAAAAGCUUCCCGACUACGACUUGACGCAUUGUUUUCGGGAGAUUGGAGCGGAUAAUGCUAGACUUCUGAGGAGGUUUGAAUUCAGAUGGUGGGGUUAUGUGGACAUUGGGGUAUGUAUUGCGCGUGGUUCGGGGAGAGCAGCACCGCAGACGCGGACGUCAAGCGUCGGGAGGAUCCUACGCAUGAUGGAGAUUCCCAAUGUGGAAGCUAUGACGGGAAUUAUUGAAGAGCCUGCUUCUGGGACUCGUGCGGGAAGGACGCAUCUGUUGACUGUGAGCGGUAUUCGACGCGAUCUGUGCGAGCAGAGACGGUUGGAAAUUGCGGUCUUUUGCGGGCAUGCCUCGACGGCGCUUUCGAGGCUCUUGGAUGGCAUUUUGGAUGGCGGAAUGCAGCUCUCUACGCAUGACAUUGACCGGUUUUGCAGGGAGGCGCAGGAGGUCUGUUCGGAUCUGUAUUUGGACCAUACGUUUGGCGGGUGA